This is a messenger RNA of Phyllostomus hastatus (greater spear-nosed bat), 2458 nucleotides long. RefSeq names its product regulator of G protein signaling 16 (gene RGS16). The record is from RefSeq and is a predicted model, not a curated record. Lineage: Eukaryota; Metazoa; Chordata; Mammalia; Chiroptera; Phyllostomidae. Bases 156 to 764 code for a protein of 202 amino acids. The transcript has 5 exons.
AGCUGGAUAAACUCAACCAGAGCAGACGAGUAUCAGCCACUGAGUAUCAGCUGCCGAGAACCAGCCUCCGCGGAUCCUCUGCCUCCUCGCACUCCCGGUGCCGAUUGGAGCCCGCCACGAUUCUUCCCACGACGUGCUGCCCUGCACCCGCAGCCAUGUGCCGGACCCUGUCCGCCUUCCCCACCACCUGCCUGGAGAGAGCCAAAGAGUUCAAGACACGUCUGGGGAUCUUUCUCCACAAAUCAGACCUGGGCUCUGAUGCUGGGAGCGUCGGCAAGCUUGAGUGGAGCAGCAAACACAGCAAAGAGGGCAGAAACUUCUCAGAAGAUGUGCUGGGAUGGAGAGAGUCCUUUGACUUGCUGCUGAGCAGUAGAAAUGGGGUGGCUGCCUUCCAUGCCUUCCUGAAGACGGAGUUCAGCGAGGAGAACCUGGAGUUCUGGCUGGCCUGUGAGGAGUUCAAGAAGAUCCGGUCGGCUACCAAGCUGGCCUCCCGGGCUCACCGGAUCUUUGAGGAGUUCAUCUGCAGCGAAGCCCCGAAAGAGGUGAACAUAGACCACGAGACCAGGGAACUGACCAGGACGAACCUGCAGGCUGCCACGGCCACGUGCUUCGAUGUGGCUCAGGGGAAGACACGCACCCUGAUGGAGAAAGACUCCUAUCCACGCUUCCUGAAGUCAACCGCUUACCUGGACCUGGCUGCCCAAGCCUCGGCCACCAACACCUCUCCGUCCGGCUGCAGCCCUGCAGAGCCCUUACACACCUGAGCCUCGUGGCGGUGAGGAGCCAGCCAGGGAGAGAGGUUCAGCCACCCAGCCCUGAGGCAGCUGCCCCUGUGUGGGAGGCAGGUUCUGCAAAGCAAGCAAGAGGACAGCGAAGGAAAAAGCUGUUUUGUUUUGGAAGCAACAGCCUCUCCUCCAGCUACUGUGGGACUGAAUUUUAUGCGCGAGAGGGUACCCCCCAGCCAACUCCCAGGACUUGUGUAUAAGGGCCGGAGAUCGCGGUUGCGUGGUGCUCUCUGGGGAAAAGAACGGUGGAGCAAGAGUUGUCAUUGGCUCCUGUCCUUCCCCACAGGGCAAGAAAUGGCCCAGGUGGUUUGGGAAACGUGUGAAUGGAGGGAAACUGGGAAAACGAGAGGGAAGACAACCAGGUCAGCUGUUCUUCCUGUUGAACAGCUGACUGAUCACAUCCUGUUUUCCCGACUCCCAGACUGUCCUGGGCACAGGAGGGAGCCCCAGAUGUGGAUUCUUCCCAUUCUCUCUCUCCACCUCCCCUGCCCCUGGGCUGCCCAAGGGCACCUUAGCCUGUACUUCUUAACACUCCUGUGUCCAGCCUCACAGUCUUUUCAGGCCCAGGGAGCUGAUGCGAUGCUUGCCCCAAGUGAGAUUUUCAUACCUCAAAAACUGGCCUCUGAGUCCCUUUCCAAGUCAGUAGAGAGCCCCGAGGAGAAGCCAUUUUGCUCACGUGAAAUUAAUCCUGGUGCUCUCGGUGACCUUGUCGGUGGCCCCUGACCCUGUGUUUGCGGCAGCGUCCACCUGUGAGCAGGGCAGGGUGAGGGCCCCUUGCCGGGAUGUGCCCCCUCUUGGCUCGGUUCCACCCCUGAAUGUGGAGCCCCCGAGGAACAAGGGGUGGGACCUCUCGGUGAGGGGCUGGUCAGCUCUCAUGCCCGGUGGCGUGCAGGGAGGGAGCAAAGGAUCCUAAGAAACAUAUCUCUUGACAGUUUCUGAAAGUCCUGUUUAAAUCAAGCCAUUUUUUUGUGUGUGAGUAUGAGAACGGGGAAAAGAGGCACCCUAGGAUGGAAGGGGGGCCUUGUGCUUCCUUCCAGUGGACAUGAGGUGCGCUUACCGGAACACUGGGGGACACGGGGCAGGGGCCAUGGCGACCCUUGGACAGACCACAGAAGCUGGGAGCAGAGCUGCGGAGAGGGGCUUCUUGGACGAUCAGGACUCGGAGAAGUCAGAACCUGCCUGUCACCUCAGGGCAUCACUGGACACACAUUCCGAGGUGGCCCCUGCGCGGAGCCCGGGCUGGGGAGGUGCAUGAGCCAGGCAGCCCCUCGCGCCCCAGGAAAACCGACCCUGUUCUCGCUGCACUGGGAGCUCCUCCAGGAGAAAAUUAUUUAAGUUAUAACGUUAUAUUGUUGGUUUUGUGACCAUUGUCAGAGCAUAUUAUUUUUUGUUACUGUUGGUGUUGUUGCUAUUGUUAUUUAUUAUUGUAAUUUCCGUUUGCCUCAACCUGAGACUCUCAGCAGGAGCCGGCAGCCCCGUCUCCCUCUCUCCACCAGGCUCUACCUCUGAACGUGCUGGGGACCUCUCAGCGCCCGUCGGGAACUCCUCACUGUUUAAAUAUUUAUUUAUUGCGGACAACUGGAGCUGGUUUCCGAGAAGCGAAUGAUGUGUGCAUCCCCCGUUUUUCCUGUUUCAGCAUGUUACAUUCUUGUCAAAUAAAAAUAGAACCUAAA